AUGACAUGGUUGAUAGAAAUGGACUUGCAACUUGAAUAUGGUGACGCCAAACUGGAUUUCUUCCAGAUAUUAGAGGCUGCAUGUUCCACUGCUUUUUUUGACAAGUUCACUCCUUGUCAGUGUUGCCUUCUCCUAGGCUUGGAUGAAUGUCAUCCAGUUUGGACUACAGGCAAGGCAGCCGUCUUCUAUUGUCCCACCUGUCAAAAGUGUAUUGCUCAUCAUCAGAAGUGCUUGUUCAAUGAGCAGGAGGAUCUAGAACAAGGCGCCAAACAGUAUAAGGUAUCUAGCAGGAAUUUCCUUGUGCUGUGA
Molecule: messenger RNA, 309 nt
Organism: Marasmius oreades (fairy-ring Marasmius)
Lineage: Eukaryota; Fungi; Basidiomycota; Agaricomycetes; Agaricales; Marasmiaceae
Exons: 3
Coding region: 1-309 (102 amino acids)
Source: RefSeq, a predicted model, not a curated record